Molecule: messenger RNA, 5545 nt
Organism: Amphiprion ocellaris (clown anemonefish)
Lineage: Eukaryota; Metazoa; Chordata; Actinopteri; Pomacentridae
Product: RNA-binding Raly-like protein
Exons: 9
Coding region: 1112-1993 (293 amino acids)
Cellular component (GO): nucleus
Molecular function (GO): RNA binding
Source: RefSeq, a predicted model, not a curated record
AUCUUUAAAACAGGGGAGGGGAGAAAAAAAAAGGAAGGAAGGAGGAAAAAAGCCCCCCAAAAAUACACACUACCAGCUCAGUCAUAACUGUGGGAUGAUAAGGACUACCUCUUUUUACUUUUGGAGAGAGACAAGCCGUUAGGAGAGCAUUCAGCAUCAGCUGUUCAGCACUGGUCUCUCAUUGCUGGAAGUCGGGGCUGAAUCAGUCACAUGACAGAACUGGAGGCAGAGAUCUAGAGAAAAGGCACAGCAUUUCGGCUCGCACCGCCAUACUGUAUUUUGAGCCAUAUCACAUUUUUAUUGCAACAUUUUACUCCCGCUCGGUGAGUACAUUUCCAAUGGCUUUUUUGUAAGCAUUUUUUGUCUUUUUAAUUGCCCCCCUUUUUUUGUUUUUCCUCCUUUUGCUGGUGGUUUGAAAUUUGAGCGUUUGACAUGGUGGUUUUGAGCGUUUUUCCACAUCCAGGCUUCAAGUUUUUAGCAUGCAGUUAUUCUGAUGGAGAGUGCCAAGAGGGUGAACGGGUGCGUUAUCGGUCUUGAGAAAGCCGUUACUUGCUUGCAGUUUUGUUUCGAGGGUCGAAACCAAGCAGCUUUUGUCAGUCGUUGAGAUUUUUGCGAACAUUCGCUGGGUGGUUUUGGAAAGCAUUUUUAAUUUUUUUUGUUUCUGUCGACUUUUGCUGUUGCUAUGCUUUGGUUUGCAUUUUGCAGUGUUGUUUGUUUGCCUUCGAGUUUUGUGAUUUUGAUGUCUCGGUGAAUCUCACCGAUCAAACCCCUCCUUGCUUUUACUUUGCUCUUCUUUUCUUUAUUGAAAGAAAAAAAACACACAAAGCAGAAGGGAUUCAUUUUUAAAGCCCGCUGACGUUUUAACGUGCUACUUUUCUUGCAGCCGAGCUCACAGGUUUGUUGUUUUUGCGUUUCUCUCUUUUUCCGAUUUCAUUAUACUUUUGCUGGUGGCAGUGUCAAGUAUUUUUGGAUGUUAUUUUUUUUGACUAGAUGAUGCUGGGUGGACGAGGGGAGUUUUGAUUCUUGGGGGAGUUCAAAAUGCGUUUUUGUUUUCUAUAUCAACGAGGAUGAACAGACAUUUUCCCUCUUGCAGGAGGGCAACUGGAGGAGAAUGACUGGUAAAACCCAGACCAGCAACGUGACCAACAAGAAUGACCCUCGUUCCCUCAACUCCAGAGUCUUCAUCGGCAACCUCAACACAGCCAUCGUCAAGAAGACUGACAUAGAAGUCAUCUUCUCCAAGUAUGGCAAGAUAGUGGGCUGCUCCGUGCACAAGGGCUACGCCUUUGUACAGUAUGUGAAUGAAAGAAACGCCCGGGCGGCUGUGGCGGGAGAAAAUGCCCGAAUCAUCGCUGGGCAGCCUCUUGACAUAAACAUGGCCGGGGAGCCGAAGCCCUACAGGCCUAAAGCCGGCUCCAAACGGCCGCUUUCAGCUGUUUACAGUGGAUAUGAAUUUGAUUACGAGUACUACAGGGAUGACUUCUACAGCAGGCUCUUUGACUACCAUGGCAGAGUGGCCCCCCCACCCAGAGCUGUGAUCCCGCUGAAGCGCUCCAGGGUGCUCACUCCUUCCUCCCGCCGUGGGAAGACCUCCUUCCCCAUGAAAACCUCCUCCUCUUCCUCCUCUUCCUCCUCCAGACCUCCCACAUCAUCCUCCUCCUCCGGGGUCAAACCAGUGAAGACGGACCAGCUUCAGACGAUUAAACGGGAGCUCACUCAGAUCAAGAUGAAGAUCGACUCUUUGCUGGGACGCCUGGAGAAGAUUGAGAAGCAGCAGAGAGUCGAAUCUGAGGCUCAGAGAAAGUACGAGGACAACUGCGACUCCCUGCAUGAGGAGUCGGUGUCGGAGACGGCAGAAAACUCCGGGGAGGAGGCCGGCGAGGGGGCGCUGGACGUGGAGGCGGGCGAGAUGACUGAUGGAGGCGAGGACGACUUCGACGAGGAGGGCAGCCACCAUCUGAUAGAAAACCACGUAUCGGAUAUCGACAACUGAGAUCAGGGCAUGGAAGCAGACACUCCUGGUCGGUGGUAUUAGAAUUCAUCAUCACCUUCAAGAGACAGAAAAGGCUCUCGGAGGGAUCAAGACACUCAUUCAGGACUGUAAGUUGUGUUCAAGAGAUGCCGGAUCACAUUUAGAUGCCCAGUUGUGCAGCACAAAUCAAAUGUGAUGUACUCUCUAAAGAAAAUAUUCAUUUUAAUACACCGGCCUGAGUUUACUUCAUGUGCAACGUAUAUUACAUCGCAAGAAGUCGACAGCGUCAUGACACUAAUUCUGUUCCUAAAAAAAAAUAAAACAGAGGGGAAAAUGGAAAUAAAGGCUUCUAUUUUGAUUUAUAAAGAAAGUUAUGUUGAAAGACGGUGAUUUGUUGAUCAAUCGUUGCUGCUUUUAUGAAAUGUGCUUGCGCUGUAAUUUGACGAAACUGUUUCUUCUAUGAAUUUUAUAUUUGUUUGUUUUUUUUUUUCUCGCUCAAAUAUCAACUGAAUAACUGACAGUCAGAACAAUCUGCCGGCCGCAGUGUGAUAUACAGCAAAUGAAUGAAACAUCGCUGCCGUCUGGUUCGGAUUUGACUCAUACAUAAGCCAAUAGCUGUGAGCAUAACUUUAUCCAGCUUUAUCCAUUUAUCACACAAAUGCCCUGUGGGGCUGUUCCAUCAUAUAUUCCAACUCCUGCCAAGAUUGAGAAGCAGAAAGGGCUUCCUGUGGUAGAGAGCCAGCACUGGCACCGGCCUCCUGCCAGGGAGCAGUGCCCUAACGUCUCAGUGCUCUCCUCCCUGCUCAGCCUGUGCAUCCCAACAUGGACGGCUGCUGUUCAGGGGCCAACGCCUUCCUCCUCCACCGUCUCCUUCUGCAUUCGACUCCAUGUAGGGUGUUUUUUUUUUUCCCCCUUUAGAACUAGUUGGAUUAUUUUAAAUUAUUCACCGACAGGCUUUGAUACCGUCUCGGAAUGAGGCCUUGCGAUUUGGAACACUUAUAUUUCAGGCAUAAUCUAACAUGACUGAGAGGCUGAUGCUGCAUUAAAGUCAACUUAAAUGAGAUUAUUUUGACAAAGUGCAAACAUUAAAAUGGCUCAGAUGAAACUAUACAAGGCAGCAGUGGAUGAUUUGUCCACUAGUUGAGUGGACAAAUCAGUAAAGUACAUUUUUGCAUGCUGAAGUUCCCAUUUAUCAGUUAAAUUGCUGGCAUCUGGAACUGCUACCAUGCAAAAAAAAAAAAAAAUGUAAAAAAUAAAGCAGCCUGAGCUUCAGCUGAGCAAUUAUAAUUAACCAGAUUAUAAAUAAAUUGCUGCAAAUUGAAUUAUGUCACUAGUGAUUGGAUGCCAGCGUGUUCUGCUGUUAAUUAUUCAAACCAUGUCUGCUACUUUUCUUUUUUUUUUUACCCCCCACCAAUCAGAUGGAACCACUGUAAAGUUACUUCAAACAAUCAACGUUGUUUCAGGACGUGGCUGUCGGGAACCAGGUGUCUCAGCUGAUUGCUUGGCGGCGUUAGUUUCACCGAGAUACGCUUGAGCUGAGAUUCCAUUACAGUAAAACGCCGUUCAAACCAGCUGAAUGUUGUUUGGACAGUUUUCAAAGAGUGGGAGUUGUUAACAAGGAGGGAUUGCUUUGUUAUCGGGUUAAAUGCCAAAAAAAAAGUGGUUGAACAGUUGCAUUUCUAUCAAAUUAAGUAACUUUUCAUGUUUGGUUUACUAUAUGGGCUGUGCGUUGAGGUGAAAAUACUCUUAUUAUGAUCAAAAUUCUGAUCUGGAGCAUUAAUUUGUGCAGGACAAACCAAAUCAGCUAACAUGUCCUUGUCUGCCUAACUGGUGCUACUGACUAAUCAGUGAACACACCUGGUUUCUGUUAGCCUUUAGCAGGGUUUGAAAGCCACCUGAAAUCAAACCGAGCUCCGUCACUGCUGUAGUAGAGCUGCUCAGUCCUGAUAUAUGUGAAAGCUGAAUUACGUGAUGAUGGUUUAAUGGAUCGUUUCACCCAAAUUACUAGAAAAACGCCUAUCUCUUACCUGCAGGAGGUUUCUCAUUAGGCAGAUAGCUGUGGUUUUAUGUGCACACGUUUUUUCAGAUGCCUACCCCCGAGGCUUGUAGCCACCGCAGUGCAAUCAAGGUAACGGUGAUUUCAUUUGAGGUGCUUGAAACAUGAAAAAUUGCAAAUUCAAUAGGAGCCUUUUUCUUUUCAGAAACAAUGGCUUAAUUAUGGUGAGAAUUCCACACAGAUGUCUCUACAGUUUCAUGUGACCUUGGGUAAAAUAGUGGUUCAAUGGAAACUAUUAAUUCUGUAAUUUAGUUAUUGUGACUGUUGCUUUGUACAAGGGUGUGACUGAUUAGCGUCCCGGCCAAUAAUCAGAUGGGAUAUUCAGCAUUUUUGCAAUGAUUGGAAUGAUUUACUUUUUACUAAAAUAGUGGAUUAAUUAAGCUCUAAUGCAGUGUAGUCUUGAGGAUUUGAUCGGUUGUUGAAUCAAACUGAACUGAACUCAUCUGUCAGAAAUGAGAGUUAAAUAUUGAUAAAUGCUCUUUUAAUGAGACAUAUGCAAUAUAUAAAUGAGGAACAAAGGUUAUUCCAGAAAAAUUACGUGAUGGAAUUUGCAUUAUUCUAAAUUGUGUCGCAGAAAAUUUUCAUUUUCUUGUACAUGCAUACAAGUUAAAUAAUAUUGUUCUCCUUGAUUGCUAAUAAUCAAUACUGCUUAAACCCUGCUUUAAACACAACCAAUAAAUGAUUGAUGUGCAUCAAGCCUUGCCUCCUAAAGUGAUGAAGAAUAUUUUCUUGUGUGAUUUGGGUGAACUGACCUUUUAAACUGAAGAUUUCUAAAAAAUAUAUAUAAAGGGAAAGUCACUUUCAUGACCACGUCAGUCAAUCUUAGCAGCACUGCCUGAAAAAAUCCAUAAAAUAAAAAUAAAAGACUGUCCUGCAGCUCAUUCAAAAAUCAGUGUCUGGUGAAUGAUGACAGUGUGUAAUAUUUAGCACUAUUUUUGUAUCCAGACACAUGUUUAAAGGAAAUGGCUUUGCUACAUGUUUAUCUUUUUAUUUUUAUUUAAUUUUUUUGCUGGUAGCCUGUUAUUUAAUGAACCGUACGGUGAUGUGUCAAAUAUUUUGCAAAAAAAAAUUACACACACACAAAAAAAAAACUCACUGCUUUUAACUGUCGUAUUUUAUCUGGGUCACUUUAGAACAUUUCUGGCUCAACACUGGCUUUUCGUUCGCCCUGUAAAUAGUCUUGUUUAUUUCCAGUAGGCUAGAAAGAUGAAUUUUGUUAAGUUUGGAAAAUAACACUCAAAACAAUAUACUGGCAGUUUGUCGGAAUCAUUGCAGGUUUAAACCAGAAUCGUUGGACUUGUAGAGACGUGUAACUGACAACUGUUGUAUAGAAAUGUACAUUUUUUUGUAAAGAUAUUUUUAUCAAAAGGCAUGUUUACUGUAACUUUGUAUUUUCAGUUUAUGUACAAAAAAACCCAGUAUAUUCCAACUGUUGUAAGGCUAGAAAACUCAUUGUCAUUGUAGAUAACUAUUUGUGUUCUUAUCCGUCAAUAAAAAUGUUUGUGUCAUAUAUUGAA